Seriola dumerili (greater amberjack) is the source of this 1137-nucleotide messenger RNA. RefSeq lists its product as uncharacterized. NCBI's taxonomy places the organism in Eukaryota, Metazoa, Chordata, Actinopteri, Carangiformes, Carangidae. Bases 133 to 1137 code for a protein of 334 amino acids. The record is from RefSeq and is a predicted model, not a curated record. The transcript has 9 exons.
UCAGGACGGGAGAGAAUUGCCUGUCGAUGCCGAGGACAAACUGAUGCAUUUAAAUGCAAAAGAAACGUAAUCUUUCACCGGAUAUCAGCUGUUUUAAAUUCAUGAUUAAUUAUUAAACCAACUUCACUGAUCAUGAGAGGAGAUACAUCUACAGAGAAUGGCAUGCAGGGGGGAAAUCACGAGGAGCAUACAGCGGCAACAGAAACUGCAUCGGGUGAAAGACGACCUAGUUUUGCUUCACUACAAAAUAUGCUGAAAAAAGUUUCACAAAGCCCUUUCCAUAAUCAAUACAAUACUCUUGCUUCAUCACCCUCUGACUCCAGUGGAUCAUCUGUGAACGAGUCUCGAAACAAACAGGAUGGUGAGUUCUUUGGUGAUCUCUCGGCUGCUGCUACAGAUGUGACAGAGAACCAGCAGCUAUACUUAGGACAGAAUGGUUUGAAGACAGAGGAUAAUCAUCUUCGUUCUACAGCAAAGAAUGGAGUGAAUGGCAAUUUGGCCAGAAUGAACCCCUUUUAUGCGCAUGAUCUGGAAUUGAGUGGCAAACGUCACAUCAUGGGGGCCAUAGGGAUGGAAACUUCAGAGGAAGCAGACCUCAAUACCAUUUUUGCCCCUCCAACUGAAUUUCAAAGCUCGCCUCUGGAUCUUCAGCCCAAAAUUAAGACUCUUGAAAAUGGAGACAAGUUUUCUAAACCUCAGAAGGACCUAUUCCAGACCCUUACCCACAACCAAAUGCAAGACCUCUUCCAUACAUCGACAUUGACCCAAAAUACAUCUGUCAAUGGUCAUUUUCAUGACGAAACCCUGAACUCACGAGACUUAUUUAAAGCAAAUCCCCCUCAAACACAGAACCUCUCCAACAUCCACUUGCAGUCGAAAAACUCUGACCUCUUUAAAGGUGAAGUGCAAGAUCCUCUCCAGGCUGCUAAAGGAAAGGAUUUACUCCACACAGCUGAUGCUAAGGAAGUGAACCUCUUUGACAAAUCUCCCAGCAGUUUUGAGGACGCAUUCAAAUCUCCUUCAAACAAGGCAGAUGAUCUGUUUUGGUCUUCACAGCCAAUGGUGGUGAAACCAUUUUAUACUUCUUCCACCAAUGAAGCCGAUUUGUUUCAAGCUGUUCCAACUAAAAGAGAAUGA